UUUUCGUGCUUCAUCUUUAUAGUGGACGUAGGAUCUCUCAGGUAACCCCUACGUACGCCGUGCAACGACUACCGUCUGACCACCCAGUAAAUGCCCCCUUAUUCGGGGAUAAGAGGAACCCUCCCACACCUCCUCUAAUACAACGACCCCGAGCACUCGGUGUCCGAACGCUCGGCCCACCCCGUGCUGACAUUCUCAAAGACCUACAAAAAGAGAAAGGAGGACCAUGGAAGACUACUGCGAAGACGACGCGUUCGAGGGGUACUCGGGACAAAAUAGUUCCGAAGACAGCGAAAACAGAGAAACCUUUGGCGACCUCCAAGAAAUGAGGUUGCUGCCUGAGGAGCCUCGAGGGGGAGAAUCGAGGUCAUCGUUUUUCGAUUUCGAGCUGCCGGACCAGAGCUCCAUUGAGGAGAUCCGCCUGAACCAGAGGAGGGCGUUGGAGAUGGACGAGCGUGUGAAUGAAGAGGACAAAGGGAGCGCCAACUCGUCGCCUGCGAUAGAGCUUCAGGACUCGUCUGGGCGGAAAGGACCAGAUAAAUGCAUGUCUAAAAGUGAGGACAGUCAAAAGGAUCGACAAUUCGAUAACUCGUCUUAUAAGUCCAGCCAAUUCGACGACUCUUUGCUGUUUGAGUCUCUGAUGGAAAAGUUGCCAUCUUCCACCCUGCUCGACUCGUCUGAACAUGAAAAGCUGAGCAUCGCAUCACCAAGGCACCAUACCAUCUUCAACGAUGAUGCGGAUAUGGAAACUCUUCUCAAGCUUGGAACCAAAGAACUCUAUGAGUUCUUCGAAGUAGAUGACGAUGAAGACGACGAAAAUGAACUUGUGAGACCUCCCUCUAUUCUCGAUCAGUCCUUUUCACAACAAAACGCCUAUCAACCUAUUGAAAAGUGCAUGUUUAUCGCCAAAACCGAUCAUACUGUGGAUAACAACGACAGAUACCCACAACAGCAUUUCCUUUCGAUCGCACCGACAGACCUGUGCCAAACCCAACAUGUCCCACUUCAGUAUCCCUCCUAUCCACAACACCAGGAACCACAGCCAGUUCCAGAACAAGAAGCGUCAUCCACUAUCAUCGACGUCUUAUUCUCCUCAACCGACAAAAAAGACCAAACCAACGUCGUCCCUGCUACUAUCCACCCAGACUCUCUGUUCUCCCGUGGCCAGUCGCCCACUCAGUCAUGGCAAGAGCCGUGGAUGCAGGAUCCAUCGCAGCAAACCCCCGACACAACACCCCAUGCUGAAUCCUGCCCUCCUCAAAAACCCCCCACCCCUAACCCUGAAAAGGCUCCCCUACCAGAAGAACCUAGCAAAGACCGCAAAUCUUACAACCGACGCCCCACCUGGCGCAAAUCCAGCCGUAGAAUGAAAGCACACGAAAUUGAGAGCCUCAUCCGCAUGCAAGAGUACCAACUCCACACUGAUAACCCUUGGAUCGACAACUACUACCAAAAUAACCAAGAACUGCUAUCAAACCCUUCUGGCUACCGAUUCCAUCGACCCCUCUGCGAUCCCCCACGUUCACAACGUAAAAGAAAAGAAUCAGAUAACAGCCUCGGACGCAUCACCUUUCAAACCCCUCGAGCACCCAGACAGGUCAUCGAUCUGGACCCCCCCCCACCAUAUCAGCGCCCUAACCCCAUUCCUCUCAACACCUAUGCCAUACACCUGCUAAUAGAAAACGUCUAUGAAACUCUUCUGAAACUGGAAGACCUCCACCAACUCGAAAAAUGCCUCUCUAACAAACAACAACCCCCUUCUAACACCCUUCGCACCCCACUGACUCAAUCAGAUAUCCACGCAAAAAAACAACCCCUUUUUUCUGUUAUCUUGUCCCUCCUCGACGUCCCACCCAUCGACUCUCCUAACUCCUCCACCCACACCACCUACUCAGACUGGGAAAACUUCAUGCUCAGGCUCAUCUCAAUCCCAAAAGGCUCCAGACUCAUAUCCAGACUCCUCCCUCUCCUCCCCUCCUCUAUCUCACUCAGCCUGCUUAAAUUCUUCAUAAGACACCUCUUCCCCCUCUCCUCAUUCACUAUUCAACACCAUGAAUCCAAGCCUUAUGUGUCCGCCAUCUUCAACUACACACGACUCGUCGUCCUCGCCUCCAGUCCAGAACUCUUCUCCCAAAUCCUCCAACUCUUCGAAUUCCAUCACCACUUCACCUCCUCUCGUCUUCUCUCUAUUCUUCGCACCAAAUCCGGUAUCCUCCUCUACCUGUCACUCUUCCAACGCGCCUAUCAGCUCCUUCGCUACGAGAACCACUCUUCUCUCCUCAACUCCUGGGAACAAUUCCAUUCUGCCGUCCUCCUCUCCCUCUCAGGACACCUCCUCCAACUAUGCCAGCCUCCCGGCGGCGACUCCCCCCUCCCAGACCACUCCUCCCCUCUACAAACCAUCGAGUUCCUCUGCUACCUGUGCAUAUUCGCCAACCCGCAACAGAAGGCCUAUCUCUCUACCGAACUCGCUCCUGAACUCACCCCCAGAAACGACGAAGCUCCCGACCUCGCAAAGGCCCGCGCACUUCUGACCAGCUUCGCUUCCUUCAAAGAAACUCACUGCCCCUAAAAUAAAAAAAAAUAACUGCCCCCUUCCUUU
Molecule: messenger RNA, 2602 nt
Organism: Schistocerca gregaria
Lineage: Eukaryota; Metazoa; Arthropoda; Insecta; Orthoptera; Acrididae
Exons: 2
Coding region: 227-2572 (781 amino acids)
Biological process (GO): P-body assembly; deadenylation-dependent decapping of nuclear-transcribed mRNA
Cellular component (GO): P-body
Molecular function (GO): RNA binding
Source: RefSeq, a predicted model, not a curated record